Molecule: messenger RNA, 1908 nt
Organism: Cylindrotheca closterium
Lineage: Eukaryota; Bacillariophyta; Bacillariophyceae; Bacillariales; Bacillariaceae
Source: the annotation of a GenBank genome assembly
AUGAUUUUCCGACAGCUUUUCCUGUCACUUGCGGCGCUGCAAUGUGCUAGUGCCUUUGUCACAAAUAACUGCUACAAAUUCGAAACUAGAACGCUAUCGGCUUCCACAGCAGAUGUUGGAGUCCAGAGUACAACCCAAGGGGAUGCGCCCUUUGACGUUGAUUUCGAAGCUUAUUCGAAGGGAUACAAGACCGUCUUCACUGAGGUGCCUGCUGCCGAGUGCACCGCUCUGCCUGGAGGAAAGAUACCUAGCGAUUUGAAAGGAACCUACUACCGUGCUGGACCUGCCAUGUUUAGUGCCGGAUCCAUUGCUCCUCCCAAAACCUCGAUUAUCCAACCGCGAGAUGGACCACCAAUUCCCGAUGGACAAAACCCAAAGAGAAUGGUUCAACAUCCAUUCGAUGCUGAUGGCGGUGUACUCGGAGUUACAUUCCAGGGCAAUGGGGAAACAGCGACGGCUCGAUACCGAUACGUUCGAACCGUUGCAUUCACCAACGAACGACGAAAGGGCCAACGGCUUUACAAGGCUAUGGAUUCCACCAGAGAACUGGGUCCAAAUAUCGGGGAAGGUAUCGGAAAUGACUUGCACACUCCACUGUUUCGGCAUCACCUCUUGCCAGGUCUGAACAAGCUUCGAAAGAACACCUCGAAUACGCGCACAAUCUUUUGGGGAAAGAGGUUACUGUCCAUGUGGGAAGGUGGACAACCUUUCAAGUUGGAUGGUUUGGCGCUUUCCACAGAAGGUAGGUCUCAACUGGGUGGCGUUCUAAAGGAAGCGGAUCCUAUGGGGUCCAAAAUGAUUAUUGAUCCAGUUAAGAACCGUGCCCUAUUGUAUGGAGUCAGACAAGAUGCCAAGAGUUCUGAGGUCACCGUAUAUGAAUUCGACGAUUCCUUCCGACUCAUUGAACAGGAAGAGGGAAAGACUUCUCAGAAUUUUCCAGGUUUUGCAAUGAUUUCCGACAUGGCCGCGACCGAAAACUACUCCCUGUUUGUCCAACCACAAGUGUCGGCUGCCAUGCAAUUCUUGUUGGUCAAGGAGCCAGGCAAGGUCCUUACUGUGGAAAAGGCUCCAGCUACCCUUCAUCUGGUCCCAAGAAUUGGAAGUGGAAAGGAAGCCAAGAGCAUAUCGAUCCCUUUCGAUGGAGUUGUAGAAGCCGAAAUGCAACUGAUCAAUGCCUACGAAGAUGGCGACUCUAUUACUUUCGAUGCCAUUCGUAUGGAUGGAAGUCACAAAACAUCUAGCACCAAGGGAACACAAUGGCCAUUUGCCACAACUCGCGAAGAAUACGUCAACACUGCAGCCAAGAGAUCCUUGUGGAGAUAUACUGUCGACCUGAGAUCCAACUCUGUCUCGAAAGAAAUGUUGACCGAUACCCAGUGUUUCUUUGGUGUAGUAAAUCCAAAGCAAAGUACCCUGCCGCACGGUCCAAUUUACAUGGCCAUUGGAGCUAUGGGAAAUGAAGUAUCACCACCCCAAGGUGUUGCAAGAUUUGACCCAGUUACCAAGACUAUGGAUUCAUGGAUGCCAGAGGGAUUUGAAUUUUGCGGUGAACCAAUGUUUGCACCAAAGGAAAAUGCAGCAUCAGACGAUGACGGGUACAUCUUGACUGUCUUAUUUAACGGAAAGACGGAACAAAGCGAAAUGGUCAUCCUUCAGUCUACAGAUAUCUCGGCUGGUCCUGUUGGCCGCAUACCUCUUGGUGUUGGCAUCCCGCACGGAUUGUACGGUUGCUUUGCAGCGGAUGCCGAGGCAACAUGGGAUGGAGAGGAAAUCCUAAGAAGAGCUAAGUUGGCAGACAAGAUGGAGAGCCGUGGGAACAGGUGGAACGAAGUAAAGAGUGACUUCUCCGGUUUGGGUCUUCGUCUUGAUGAUAUGGAGGAAUAUUUUGGUGAUUCAUUCCUUUCAUAA